Molecule: messenger RNA, 902 nt
Organism: Pseudocercospora fijiensis CIRAD86
Lineage: Eukaryota; Fungi; Ascomycota; Dothideomycetes; Mycosphaerellales; Mycosphaerellaceae
Exons: 2
Coding region: 277-777 (166 amino acids)
Source: RefSeq, a predicted model, not a curated record
CUUACACGUAUUCCCGCACUCUUCCAAGUACACCUUCGACAGCACAACCGCGACAGUCACAAUGGGCACCUCUACUUGGGACAGUGCUCCAGCUGGUGCCGUCGAAAAUUCCUGGAAGACCGACACCGGAUCGCCUGGCCGUCACGAAGCACUCUUCCAAGUAUACCUUUCCUCAUCCGACAACAGCGACAGUCACCAUGCGCAGCUCCACUUGGGAUAAUGCUCCACCUGAUCCUGUCGACAAUCCUUGCAUGACCGAACCCGGUUCUGGCGGCGAUGCUGGCGGCUGGCAGGCCGAUCGCAACAUCGGCGGCGACAACAUGGAUGGUGGCUUUUCUGCCGACAACGUGCCAAGCACGCCGACGCUCCUCACGAUGGCGGCUACCACAACUCUGGAGACGAAGGUCAUUUCGCGUAGGACUGCCCAAAGCCACGCAAGGAUGGCGGCAGUGCUGGCUUUUCCACCGACAACAUGUCCAAACACGCCGACGCUCCUUACGGUGGCGGCUACCACAACUGUGGAGACGAAGGUCAUUUCGCGCGGACUGCCCAAAGCUACGUAAGGAUGGCGGCAGCCUAGCCAGCGAGCGCUUCAACCACGGAGAGGUUCGCUACAACAAAGCCGACUGCCCUAACCUCCGCGUCGAGCGCGAGUUCACCGGUACUUACAUCACCGGUACGUACAACCAGUGCGGCGCGGAAGGCUACCGCAGGACGAGGAUGUACGAGAUGUUCAGGGCUUUGGGUAUUCAGGAUACCUCUCUAGGGAAGGGGUAGGCCGCGAUCGAGGCUGCUAACAAGAAGAAGGAUGUCGACGAUAUCAAGAAGGCUAUCUUCGCCUGCGCCAAGCCCAACCUAGCUCACUUAUGCCUUAAUAAUCUUGCUAUUAAGCACUUCCUUCG